This is a messenger RNA of Microstroma glucosiphilum, 1944 nucleotides long. RefSeq names its product WD40 repeat-like protein. Gene Ontology annotation, molecular function: protein binding. Lineage: Eukaryota; Fungi; Basidiomycota; Exobasidiomycetes; Microstromatales; Microstromataceae. Bases 91 to 1863 code for a protein of 590 amino acids. The record is from RefSeq and is a predicted model, not a curated record. Gene Ontology annotation, cellular component: nucleolus. Gene Ontology annotation, biological process: positive regulation of transcription by RNA polymerase I; rRNA processing. The transcript is spliced from 3 exons.
ACUCCUACAGACACCUCGCAGCAUCUCCUACGUCUCAAACCAGUACGAUAUCUUCUUUCUACUCCUGUUCGGUCUCAGACUCCGAACGUUAUGGAGUACCAGCCGAUUCAGGCUCUCCCUGAGCCCAUCCUCGGGCAGGCUCAGGCAGGCCCUUCCUCAGAGUCCCUCUACUGGCGCCGCUUCCGCAAUCCCACCUUCAUCAAGGAGUUUGCUCCCAUCUCCCACAUCGCUUUUGUCCCCUCUCCCAACGCCUUUACCACUGCAGCCCUCGAAUCUUCGAGUAGUAACGUCAAUGGGAAAAGCAAUAGCAUUACAGCCCCUGCAGAUGGGACGGCUCUCAAGCCUUCCUCUGCUGGGUUUGGGACGACCUCCCAGGCUAGAGCUAGAUUUGCUGUAACGACGGGACCGAGGGUGCAGAUCUACUCGGCACGGACGAACAAGGUGUUGAAGACGAUUACAAGAUUUUCAGAUGUGGCGAGAAGCGCGGAGAUGAGGGCGGAUGGGCGGUUGAUUGUUGCUGGUGAUGAUUCGGGCAAGGUUCAAAUCUUCGACAUCAAUUCGAGAGCGAUUCUGCGGAGCUUCUCCGCCCAUCGGCUACCUACCCAUGUCACUCACUUCUCCCCACAUCCAACAACAAUCCUUUCCGCCUCGGACGAUACCACAGUCAAGCUGCACGAUAUCCCAACUUCGACCACGACCCACACCUUUUCAAAUCACACAGACUAUGUCCGUACAGCCCUCGUGUCACCAGACAAUCCCUCUCUGGUCCUUUCAGGGUCGUACGAUCAGACGGUCAGGCUAUGGGACUCGAGAGUGACCGAGAAUGGGGGCGAGGUGAUGCGCAUGAAGCACGGCGCAGCCGUAGAGAGCACUCUCAUCUUCCCAACAGGAGGCGGAGGCGUUGCCGUCUCUGCUGGUGGGCCUCUGCUGCGAGUGUGGGACCUGAUGAUGGGUGGAAGGGGCCUGAAGGCCGUAUCAAAUCAUCAAAAGACAAUCACCUCCCUCGCGCUGAGUAUGUCCACGGGCGCGGAAGGCUCUUCCCUCCCCGACUCGGAGUCGGGAGGUAUGCGUCUCCUCUCGGCGGGCUUGGACGGGUUGGUCAAGGUGUACGAUCCGGCAAAGGACUACAAAGUUGUACAUACCAUGCGGUACCCCUCGCCGAUCCUCUCCAUGGCGAUCAGUCCCGAGGAGCGGGAAUUGGCAGUGGGCAUGGCCGAUGGCACACUCUGUGUCAGGAAGCGAGACGUGCGUAAAGCCGAAGAGGAGGCAAGGGCUGUGGAACGCAACGCCAUUACGGGUGGUGGAGGCGGGCUGGAGGCUUUCCUGCCAUAUGCAAGCGAAGCAAGAGAAGGAGCAGAGGCGCGCCGCUCCGCUCUGGCAAAGGGCGACGAUGUACGAGCAGAAACGGUUCGAGUGCGGAAGUUGAAGCCCUACGACAAGCUCAUGAAGGCCUUUCGCUACUCGGAGGCACUCGACGCUACACUUCGACCAGGCGUUCCAGCCUCGACGACCUUCUCCCUGCUGGUGGAACUCAAGCGUCGCAGCGCGCCAGAGGAUGUAGUGGAUGGUGGCAGUGAUGGAUUGAGGAGGGCGAUUGGUGGGAGGGAUGAUGUUGCCCUUGAGCCAUUGCUGAAGUUUCUGCUGAGACAUGCGGGCAACGCUGCCUGGACGGACAUUGUCUGCGACGUCUUGGAAGUCGUGCUAGACCUCUACUCUUCAACGCUCGGCUUGUCACCCUUGACAGACUCCCUCUUCUCGCGUCUAUGGGCAAAGGUCAACGAAGAGGUGCGGCUGCAAACGCAGGUGCAGGGGGUGCGUGGUGGGCUGGAGAUGCUCCUCAAUCGAAGCUUGAUUGGGAGGUAGUAAGGGGGAAAAGAGAAGAAAACAGAGAUAAGAUUGGGCCUUGUAUUGACGUAAUGCGAUACAUUGUUCCUGUCCUUGUCU